Dendrobium catenatum is the source of this 836-nucleotide messenger RNA. RefSeq names its product DNA-directed RNA polymerase II subunit RPB7. The transcript is spliced from 6 exons. The coding region runs from base 79 to 612 and encodes 177 amino acids. Gene Ontology annotation, cellular component: P-body; RNA polymerase II, core complex. Gene Ontology annotation, molecular function: translation initiation factor binding; single-stranded DNA binding; single-stranded RNA binding. Gene Ontology annotation, biological process: transcription initiation at RNA polymerase II promoter; positive regulation of nuclear-transcribed mRNA poly(A) tail shortening; DNA-templated transcription. NCBI's taxonomy places the organism in Eukaryota, Viridiplantae, Streptophyta, Magnoliopsida, Asparagales, Orchidaceae. The record is from RefSeq and is a predicted model, not a curated record.
CAUGUUUUUUUUUAGAGGCAAGAAGCCCGUAGAGAGCGGAUAACCAUCGCAUAGCUUUUGAAAGGAGUUUGCGUAACUAUGUUCUUUCACAUUACGUUGGAGAGGAAUAUGCAGCUCCACCCUCGCCAUUUUGGCCCUCAUCUUCGCGACAAGCUCGUUGCGAAACUCAUGAAGGACGUCGAGGGUACUUGCAGCGGAAGGCAUGGGUUCGUCGUGGCGAUAACAAGCGUAGAGGACAUUGGAAAGGGGUUGAUACGUGAGGGCACGGGCUUUGUCACUUUCCCUGUAAAGUACCAGUGCGUCGUUUUUCGCCCAUUCAAGGGGGAGAUCCUUGAAGCCGUCGUCACUAUGGUUAAUAAGAUGGGUUUCUUUGCUGAGGCUGGUCCUGUGCAGAUCUUCGUGUCAAAUCACCUCAUCCCAGAUGAUAUGGAGUUUCAGUCGGAAGAUGUGUCUAACUACACAACCUCUGAUGGCUCGGUCAAAAUCCAAAAAGAUAGUGAGGUGCGGUUAAAGAUCAUUGGUACUCGAGUUGAUGCCACGGAAAUUUUCUCCAUUGGCACUAUCAAAGAUGAUUUCUUAGGCGUCAUCAAUGAUCCUGGUGCAGCUUCCUGAGACCCUUUUGGUUAUUCUGCAUCAUUCAAACAACAAUAUUAAGUUCUUCGUCUUCCAUAUCGCAUUAAGUUCAAUUUUGAUUUCCCAACCUUUUUCUGAUUGGAAACUUUCCUGUUAUUGUAAGAACAGGUCUCUGUUAAUUACCUUGACUUAAAUUUUGUUUGUUGAAUAAAUAGGACGAACAGGAGCAAAGCUUGGUUUGAAUAGAUUGUUUUAGCCUAUUA